AUAAUUUUUCUCAGAAACGUGUCACAUUCCAAGUGGCCUUUCCUAAAACCUCUCGUAACCACUAGGUUUCCCAUGCCUGACACUGCUUAAACCCUAGGCUUCAAUCAAAACCCUUGAAAACUGCAGGUGUUUUGUCCGACGAAUUGAAUCAUUGUAUUUCUGGCAUCGAAUAUUUUCCUUGGGUUAUUAUUGAUUGAUUUUUGCUCUUUAUAACUCUAUAAUUGGCAGAACAUAUUCCCAGAAAUCAACUCAUUUUUUGCCUAUUUAAGCCACCCGUAAACCAUCACAUUUCACGUUCGCACGCCGAGACACAAUGGCUUCGAUCCAGUUUCUCCUCAACAAUACGCUUCCUUCGGCAAGCGAUCUCCGCCAUUCGUUCAGUGGACUCAGUGGUUCGUCCAAUGGCGGCAGAGCCAUCGCCUGCGUUAAGGUGGGCGUGCAGGCACCUGGUUCGGGGGAUUCUGGGAAGAUGGGGUUUAGGGGGGCGAGCAAGGAGGUGAUGGAAGCGGAGGGCAGGGUUAUGGUGGGGACGUAUGCACGAGCUCCUGUGGUGAUCUCCCAUGGCGAGGGAUGUAAAUUGUACGAUGCUGAGGGGCGAGAGUAUUUGGACAUGACGGCCGGAAUUGCGGUGAAUGCACUGGGACAUGGCGAUCCAGACUGGCUGAAAGCUGUUGUGGAGCAAGCCAACACUCUCACUCAUGUCAGCAACAUGUUCUACUCCAUUCCUCAGGUUGAGCUUGCAGAACGUCUUGUGUCUUGUUCUUUUGCUGAUCGGGUCUUCUUCUCAAACUCUGGAACAGAAGCAAAUGAAGCUGCUAUCAAAUUUGCAAGAAAAUUCCAAAGAUUUUUGCAUCCUGAUCAGAAGCAGCUUGCAACAGAGUUUAUUUCUUUUUCUAAUAGCUUCCAUGGGAGGACCAUGGGUUCACUUGCUUUGACAAGCAAAGAGAAUUACAGAUCACCUUUUGAACCGGUCAUGCCUGGAGUUACUUUUUUGGAGUAUGGCAAUAUACACGCUGCUAGGGAAUUGAUUCAGAGUGGCAAAGUUGCUGCAGUAUUUGUGGAACCUAUCCAGGGUGAAGGUGGAAUAUACAGUGCAACGAAGGAGUUCUUGCAAUCCUUGCGUAGUGCUUGUGAUGAUGCUGGGUCUUUGCUGGUUUUUGAUGAGGUUCAAUGUGGCCUAGGACGAACUGGUUAUCUCUGGGCUCAUGAAUCCUAUGGUAUAUUCCCAGAUAUAAUGACACUUGCCAAGCCUCUUGCUGGAGGUUUACCCAUUGGAGCUGUACUUGUGACUGAAAGAGUAGCCUCUGCAAUAAAGUAUGGGGAUCAUGGAAGCACUUUCGCCGGAGGGCCCCUUGUUUGUAAGGUUGCAGUUGCUGUUCUGGAUAAAAUCUCAAAGCCGACAUUCUUGGACAGUGUUUCAAAGAAAGGUCAGUACUUCAAAGAACUGUUAGUGCAGAAGCUGGGAGGAAAUCCACAUGUAAGGGAGGUACGAGGUCUGGGGCUUAUUGUUGGGAUAGAGCUGGAUGUACCUGCCUCACCACUUGUAGAUGCAUGCCGAAACUCUGGGCUUUUGAUUCUAACUGCCGGAAAAGGAAAUGUUAUUAGGAUAGUGCCGCCAUUGAUCAUCUCAGAGGAGGAACUGGAACUUGCUGCUGAGAUCCUCCUCAAGUGUUUGCCUGUACUUGAUAAGACUAAGUCAAAGUAGGAGACAGUCAAUUUCUGUAUUAACUUCCAUUGUCCGUGGGAUUUUGUGAUACAAAAUUUAUAGCUGUGUAGACUACAUCUCACAUAAAUGGAAGCCUAUGCUUCUUGAAUUAUCAAGGCGGCUUUCAUUACA
Molecule: messenger RNA, 1837 nt
Organism: Vitis riparia (riverbank grape)
Lineage: Eukaryota; Viridiplantae; Streptophyta; Magnoliopsida; Vitales; Vitaceae
Product: acetylornithine aminotransferase, mitochondrial
Exons: 4
Coding region: 314-1705 (463 amino acids)
Biological process (GO): arginine metabolic process
Cellular component (GO): chloroplast stroma
Molecular function (GO): transaminase activity; pyridoxal phosphate binding; identical protein binding
Source: RefSeq, a predicted model, not a curated record